Molecule: messenger RNA, 2489 nt
Organism: Orbicella faveolata
Lineage: Eukaryota; Metazoa; Cnidaria; Anthozoa; Scleractinia; Merulinidae
Product: histamine H2 receptor-like
Biological process (GO): G protein-coupled receptor signaling pathway
Cellular component (GO): plasma membrane
Molecular function (GO): G protein-coupled receptor activity
Source: RefSeq, a predicted model, not a curated record
GCUAUGCAGAUAAUUUACACUCGUGCAUGUAUUUAUUAUCUCGCGUAGUGGAAAAUCGUGACAGAGAGAAAAGAAAAAAAGGAAAAAAAAAACAGCCUUCGAUUAGUCACUUUAUAAACACGUCAGUUAGUUUGGGUGUUUAUUGAAACAACGAAAAUUGUGCAUCAAUGAUUAAACCAUAUUAUCACGAGUAUUUUCAGCACGAAUGAAACUGAUUAAAGACUUAAAUGAAACGUUACGCAAACAAAUUGCAAUUUCAGCUGCAGGCCAACUUUUUUUAUAAGAAGCCGUAAUAUGUGCUAAGAAUAUAUAAUCCAAUGUUCUUGCGUAAUUUUAAUUUUAAGUGAUAAUUUACAGUUAACAUCAAUUGUGUUUUUCAGCAGCAAAUAUUAAAGUUUACUUUGGCUUAGUGACUACAUCACGUUGCACGCUCAUUAGUCUCAUUUCAGUACAAUACGGUUUGAGGCAGGAGAAUUCCAAACUUCUCUCGAACUCCCCAUUUCUCGAACCAAUUCAUGGUCCCCUUGUGGGUUCGACAAAUCAGGAUCAAUUAUAGAAGUCAAACUGGGACUCAGAUUAGAAGGAAACAUUCGACGCCUCAUAGCGGGAAGCUUAUCAUUAGCAAACCACAACUGCGACGCUAAAGAGAUCGUCAAUAAAGAAAGAGAAAUGACCAAGUUCUUUUUUUCUGGGAGAACGUGAACCCCCACGGCUAAUUUUCCGUGUUCUUUGUCAUUACCUAAUUCGGAAAUUUUGAGUAUGUUAACUCCGAACUUAGAAUAUAACCAUACUGCUUCAAAUUAUGGAAAUUUAAAACCGUUUGAGGUGUUCGUUUAUUUAGAACGUCGAGAAUUAGUUGGAAUUGCUUAAUUACCAUUUUUUUUGAAGGACAGGUGUCAUGCAAUUGAGAUCGUUAUGAAUUUCUUUAAUUUGGCAGAAGAAAACAUUGGAUGAUUUAAAAGUCUGUUAAUUGAUUAGCCCGCCCACAAUAUACAAAACCUGUUAUUUAGUCCAUUUUUCCCUUGAGCCAAAAUCAUCUGAGAUGAGAUCCACGAUCGCACAAUGAAUUAUAUGACAGUUGCCUUAAUGUUAGCAGGCUUGGCAUUUUUAAUUCAUUUAUUUCUUUUUUACUUCAGUGAAUGUUUUAAUAUGUUUUCUUAGGUGUUUACUUGGAAGAUGAAAAAUUACGCCAGGACUGAAAUGAGCUUUUAACGCCAUGUGUGACUUUCGCACGUGCAUCAAUUAAUGCAACGCACGUCACUGGCUGAGAAACGCUUUUACGAACUGUGUCGCGGGAUUUGCCUUUUAUUACAGAUUCUGCUGCAUUUGGCUUGCACCAGGAAAAAGAAACCUGUAAAUUCUAUAGAUGCUUUGGAUACUGCAGAUGCUUUCAAACCUUGGGGUCGGAAACAUUUUCAUGGAAUAACAUCUCAGUGAGUCUUUUUGGAAGUAGUCAGUAACAGAAAGAAAAAGAUACUCACAAUUUACGGCUUACAAAAUGAACGAAACCUCACAGAAAAUUAAUGGUAGUACCUGGUUUACACCUUUCAUCUUCUGUUGGUUUGGCUCAAUAAGCGUGACCAUCGCCAUUUUAAACGCGGGUAUCUGCGUAUUAUUCUGGACACAGAGAAGACUUCGAAGCAAAAGCAACUUGUUUUUUGUCAAUUUGGCCGUAGCUGAUAUUUUGGUUGGCUUCGUCGCGAUACCAUGGAAAAUUUUCCACUUCGUCGUUUCUCCAGCACCGCCUUGGCACACUCCGUUGGUUACCGUGGUCGAUUAUACGGUAUCGUUGUCUUUUCUAAGCAUCUGCGCGUUAACGUACGACCGUUAUCAAGCGAUACUCUAUCCGCUCAAUUACCCGAGCAAGAUGGCAGGCAAAAAUAUAUGGAAAGUUCUGCUUUUGGUUUGGAGUCUGCCAGGUUUGAAUUUUCUGAGGCUCAUUUGGAUGCUGUCGCCGCGAAUUUCUCAUAAACAUUUCGACGGCGCUUUCAGCGCGUUUCUCUUCUCCGUUAUGUUGCUGGCGACAGCUGGAAUCGUUUUCGCCUAUGUUCGUAUUUUUCGAGCUGCCAAAGUUCAAGGACAGAAUGCGAGGAAAUCGAACAAGUUUGCAAAGAGAAACCAACGGGUAAAGUUUACCAAAGCGAUCAGAUCUUGUCUCGGCGUGACAAUCUGUUUCGCGUGUUGCUGGUUGCCAAGAGGGACUUUUUUGAUUGCAAGGAUUUGCCAAUCUAAAACUCAGUCCUUCGAAUAUGACCUGGUCACGUUUGGCUUAAUGUCUCUAUCUCCGGUCUUAAAUCCUAUUAUCUAUUCAAUCUGCAACCGUGACGUUAGGAGAACGUUGGAAAUGCUGUGGAACAGAUGUCAACGAAACUCUCGAUUGGACAAGGAAGGUUUUCGAAGCUCUCGGGCAAGUUCAUUGAGAACCUUCACCAUUGCCAGUAGCAGAGAAACUGGUAUCGAGGUGUCAAAUCAUAUCAAUCUAUGACAUU